AUGGUCGCUUACAAUAGAAGUCCCAUGGGUGACGAGAGAUGGAAAUUGGUCGACUGCGUGCUUGAUCAGUUCUCAGAGACGCGAAAAGCAGAAGCAGCAGCCGCUGCGCUCACACUUGGUCUAGCUCCAAUGCUUCUCCAGAGCAUUGGGCCAAACACCUCGCAGACAAGCCUGUUGUUCGUGCGUCGGCCUGUUCUUGCGUCGCUGCUCGCCAUCUCCUCACCCUGGCCGAGUAACCCGGACAACACCAUAUACUCAACUCCACAGAGUGCGAUGGAACUGUCCUUGGUCUCGUUUAUCCGGACCGAGCGUCAGAAUGUGCCCAUCGGAGUCAUGGCAUCUGUCGUCUCGUUGGUCGAGUAUGUGAUGGCCCUGGGCGCGGCAGCGAACGUGGCGUCACUGGCUUACCAGCUCGGCCAUUGGGCGUUCUUUUCGUCGGCGAACAACAUUUACGACCCAGUCCUAUGGACGUACAACGCGCUUUUCAUUCACAUGGUGGGGGUCCUCGGGAUUUAUCUACAAUUCCACAGGCCCGGAUCCAAUGGACAUAGCGAUGAUGAGGUGAAAAGGGAAGAGCCUACCUGGCUUCCACGGUGGCUUUAUCACGAGUUAACGCCAGCUGCUUACAACAAGAGCACCUCACUACCACUGAGAGAGCGGGACCUUGGGAAACGGCCCCCGCUGCUAGCUCUGUCGCUGCUUGUGACGGCGUGGAUUCUGUCAAUUGCACCGACGUUACAGGUUGUCUUGGGAACAAUCAUGUUGUCUGGGUCUCUGCUUACCGGCCAAGGCGAUGCUCGCAACUGCUUGUUCAGAUAUUUUGGGAGUGCAGUUGUUGCGUGCGCUUUGCUCUCAUUUGAAAUCGCGUGUCUGAAGGGCUCCCCGGCUACGGACUCGGGCUCGGACGGCCUAAGGGAGAACGACGAGAUGCUCGGCCAGGGCCAAAAGAACACGAAGAAACAGCCAUCGACGCUCGUCAUCGAAGAACUACGCUAA
Molecule: messenger RNA, 996 nt
Organism: Diaporthe citri
Lineage: Eukaryota; Fungi; Ascomycota; Sordariomycetes; Diaporthales; Diaporthaceae
Exons: 1
Coding region: 1-996 (331 amino acids)
Source: RefSeq, a predicted model, not a curated record